CACACACACACACACACACACACACACACACACACACACCACACAACACACAAUCACGAGAUUCAAACAAACGUUCUCAAACAAAUAUCCUCUACCGAGCACACAAACAUCCAAUGGCUUUUCUUCCUCUUCCAAAAACCUGGGCCUCUCCUUGUCCCUCUUUAUACGUCUAACUUUCCAUUUCCCUAAAACCCAUCUUCCAGACCCCAUCUCCUUCUCUCCCCAAACCCAAACAGGCCCAUCCUUCAGUCCUGCCUCACCCCAGUCCAGUCAAACUGUAUCCCAACCCACAACACUUUUCAGCUCCCAUAAGAACAGUGUCACCUCACACAGUACCCAAGACCCUUCCUUAGGAGGAGCUGUGGUCAAAAACAAACUCCCAGGGAUGUUUUCAGGAGCUCCUCCCAUACUUCAAGCAGCGGCAGCAGUGGUGGCAAGACACCCAAACUGGCCGCCGCCGCACCCAAGAUCUUUGACAAGAUCAAGGAGUUUGAACAAAAGUGAGUGAGGUGAGUGCGGGGUCAGAUCUGGGCGCUCUUUCGGCCGGGGCGCAUCCUGCGAUCUGGAGGGGGUCUCCAAAGAGGAGGGGACAAGCCAGCCGGAUGCCGCGGCCUCGAGGCGCUCCACGUUCGGAAAGAAGAGGGCCUCGUCUCUGGAGGACAAACCAAGCUACCAGCAGAGGGUCCAGAGCUUCCAGAACAAGUUCACAGAGGAGCUGGCCAGGAUCAAGAAGCUGGUGGGGAGGCCCAACCUGAAGAAGGCCUACUCCACCGAGCAGUUGCCCCAGAUGGAGAGACAGUCGUGGGCAAGCUGGAGCCCAUUCCCCUCAGGUGGUCAAGAAGCUGGAAGAGAGGGAGAAGGUCCUGGAGGAGAGAGGACUAUUAGGUAAAGAGCGUUGAAGAGAGUGUUUCGUCCCGAAAAUCAUCCCAAUCCCAUGAGAAGGUUCUGACAGAUCAAAGGAAUGUUCCGCAACGGGAGCAGCAUGAUUCAGCUUCAGCGUCAGCUCAGCCGUCUGAGUCUAAAAGUGUGGGGAAAGGCUCUGUUUCCAUGGAGACAGUACUGGUUAAUAACCAGUUACCAGGACGACGAUCACCCUCAUCAAGAGUCAUGCGGAAAAGCCCAACCAGGGAAGGCCUUUGGAGCUCUCCCGCAGCGGCGAAGCCUCCACACACGGCCGAGGAACAACCASCUGUAUCUCCAACACCCAAAGGGCCUUUGGCUGAUAAAGAGCUGGAGCAGCCUCCACCCAGGAUGGACCACCCCGGGUCUCCAACCCCUACCGCACAAAGAGCACCGCCUACCUACCCCAAAGGGCCUUCCUCUCCMAAAGAGCUUGAGAAACCUCUACACCACCGCAGGCCUCCAAGCCCCAGGUCUCCAAGCCCCACCAUGCAGAGAYGACCAUCACCGACCCCUGCCAAAGAGCCAGCCUCUGCCUAUCCCCCCAAGCCCCCACGGCUGUCCCCCACCCCCAUCUCCACCCCUUCCAUCAGCCCUCUAACGAAGAGACGGAAGGGAGAGCCAGGUAGGACGUCUCCCGCGCUGAAGAUGACCAUUCCUACCAUCCUGGUGGAGGACGAGCUCAUGGAAAUGGAAGAGGAGGAGGCAGGAGAGAAGACAGAGAGAGAAAAGACGAGAAGAGCAGGGAAGAAGGAUGGCAGGGCUUCCAGGACUCAGAAGAAGGGAAAAGUCUCGGGAAAGUCUUGGGAAAGUCAGCCUAUGUCUCCUGAGACAGGAGACGAUUCAGAUGACUCUUACAUGUCGGCAGAUGAGGGGCCAGCUGAGAAACCAGCUUUUGAGAGGCCCCUGGGGACACCAUCGCCACCGCUGGCUCUGAGGUCCUGCUCAAAUGUGUCAUCACUGCAGCCCCCUCCCAACAGCACUGCUUUGCUUUAUCUGGCAGCGGUGAGGGAGCAGCACUCCCUACUGAUAACCCAGAUGAGGUCUGGAGACACGGAGUACUGCGUCACCGCUGUCAACGCGGCCGGGAAAGCAUCCUGCAACGCCACGCUCUACAUCAAACCAGGAGCUGACCCAGGUUGCAUGGUGGGAAGUCCGAGCAGCUUGCCCUGGUGGAGGUCACGAGUCCUCCAAUCAGACGAGGAGAUACCUGAGCGCCCUGGAGGACGGUCAUGGAGAUUGGAGAACCACCCUCACGGGGGGUGGGGCCACAGUCCUAAGAUAGCCUUCUUCAAGAUCCCUCCCUCCUUUCAGCCUCCCCGCAAGGAAAGCCCUCGGGCCAUCAUCAGAGAAGGGCGAGACGUGGCGGUCACUCCCUCCAGGGAGCCCUGUUAUACCCGCAAGCUGGACAUCCUGGAGGUCAUAGAGGGUCGCACCGCCCGUUUUGACUGCAAGGUCAGCGGGUCCCCACCUCCCAUCGUUACCUGGACCAUUUCGAGAAACCCGGUGGAGGAGAGUGAGAAAUGUGCGUCUCCUGCAGGAAGGAUGCCGUUACUCAAUUGGUCAUGCACCACCUGUCAGCAGUGA
Molecule: messenger RNA, 2487 nt
Organism: Salvelinus sp. IW2-2015
Lineage: Eukaryota; Metazoa; Chordata; Actinopteri; Salmoniformes; Salmonidae
Source: RefSeq, a predicted model, not a curated record